Molecule: messenger RNA, 849 nt
Organism: Aspergillus heteromorphus CBS 117.55
Lineage: Eukaryota; Fungi; Ascomycota; Eurotiomycetes; Eurotiales; Aspergillaceae
Product: NOPCHAP1/New4 family protein
Exons: 2
Coding region: 1-744 (247 amino acids)
Biological process (GO): box C/D snoRNP assembly
Source: RefSeq, a predicted model, not a curated record
AUGGCACCCACACAACCUCCACCUCCUCCGACCUCGACCGCCGCGAACACUCCCCUCCUCCCCUCCCCCCCACUCCCACCGCAACCCCCUCCCGUCCCCGUCCCCGAAGACGACGAUGACGACGACUACACCUCCUCCUCCGGCUCCUCCUCCUCCUCCUCCUCCUCCGAAGACGCCUCAGACGAAGACACCUCACCCGCCUCCCUCCCUCCCUCCCAAACCACCACCUCCGCCGACGAAAUCCCCCGCAUCCCCACCCUCACCAAACCGCGCAUCCGCGCCAUGAACCAGAACCCCGAUCUGCUCUCCCGACUAUCCGCCUUCCUGCCGCAGAUGAAGAGCGCGAACGAGCAUCUCGAGCGCGAGAUUGCGGCGGGACGGGCGAAGGACCUGCGGUUGGAGGAGGAUAGUGAUGAUGACGACGACGACGAUAUUACUGCGGAGGGUGGGGAGGGGAGUGGGAGGCAGUAUAUUGAGAUGAAUCUGGGUCUAGGCGUUCUGGAAGAGAAGCGCGACGGGGACGAUGACGCCGACGCCGACGUGGAGUUGGAGUUGAGUGGACGGCAGAUUCUGGCGGAGAGGCUGAAGAGGAAUGCGGAUGCGGAUGCGGAUGCGAAUGCGAAUGCCAACGCGAACGCGAAUGCCAACGGGCUGCAGAAGGAUGGGUUGAAUGUUUUGGAUACGCUGAUGGGGAAUACUAAUUCUGAGACUGAGGGGGGGAAGCCCUCUAUUGAGGAGAUUUAAAGCAGACCAGAUUCUACUCUGUCUAUCUGUCUGUCUGUCUGUCUGUCUGUCUUUCUUCCUUUCUUCUUUCUUUCUUACUUUGUUUGGGUAUUAUGACGGUUUGUU